AUGGGCUGGUUCUGGGCUACGGCCACCGAGGCACCCCCGCUGAAAUACGCUCCCGCUACCGCUUCUACCAAGUCUUCUACCGCCAGCGCAUGUCCUAUUGACCACCUGAAGCUCCCCGACGCCUGUCCCGUGAAACACCGCGGCCCCGCUAAAAACGGCGCUACCAAGUCAAAUGAAGUGUGGAACCCUUUGAAUAAUAUGCCGAUGGAGCUUUCUUCCGAGACCAUCCCCGGUCAAAAAGUAAAGCUUUCUGACAAAAGAACGAUCCUGACCAUCCCUCGUGGCGAGCUGGAGGGAGAGGGCCUCUGGGAAUACCCGCUGCCUCAGCAGAUGUUGACGGCGAUGUAUCGCAAGGGAAAGGGCGAGGGAAUCGACGAAACGGCUGUGGAACUGAUGGUUGAGGUCCACAACUUCUUAAAUGAAGGGGCGUGGCAGCAGAUUUUGGAGUGGGAGGCCCCCUACACUGCUACUACCAAAGUGGAGCCCCGCCUCUUGAAGUUCACCGGACGCCCUCAGGACUUGAGUCCCCGGGCUCAAAUGUUUUUGACAUUGGGUAAGUGGUUUCCUUCUUACUUCCUGAGCCAGCCGCCGUUCGAUAGACACGAUUGGACGGUGUUACGGUCUAAAGGUAAGGACCAAGGUUGGGAUCAAGUACGCUACGUUAUCGACUACUACGCCGCACCCGACGAUGAGGAAACGGGAAUGCCCGCGUUUAUGUUGGAUACCCGCCCGGCUUUAGACUCCAUCGGGGCCGCUAGCGACCGGUUUGGCGCCUGGGCCGGCCCGCUUUGGAAAAAGGCCAUGGGCGAAGCCGAGUACCACCAGCCGCAAAUUGACCAACAGCAACUGCCCCAGCCGACCAAAUAG
Molecule: messenger RNA, 867 nt
Organism: Diutina rugosa
Lineage: Eukaryota; Fungi; Ascomycota; Pichiomycetes; Serinales; Debaryomycetaceae
Gene: CYC3
Product: holocytochrome c synthase
Exons: 1
Coding region: 1-867 (288 amino acids)
Biological process (GO): cytochrome c-heme linkage
Cellular component (GO): mitochondrion
Molecular function (GO): holocytochrome-c synthase activity
Source: RefSeq, a predicted model, not a curated record